AUGACUGACACUUGGAAAUUUGGAAGUCACGGCUCAGAAGUUUCAAAUCUCAUGAAACUGACCCCUGAUGUUCAGCAGAACAUAAGAUACACUGGUGACAGACAGUCUGCUGUGCUGUCCUGGGAUCCAUCAGUGUUUGCCACAUGGUACACAGUCACCUCCGUAGUGGACGGAGUCCAUGGGACGCUUUGCAACACCACCGAGAUCUCCUGUGUUGUCUCCGACUUCAGUCCUAAUGCCACUGAAGUGACAGCUAGCAAUGAUGUAGGGGAGAGCAACCCCAACGGAAAUAUAACAGGUCCAAUGGGAGCUCGCAGAAGAAGAGAUCUACGGACCACUCAGGUCUUUGCUCAUUUAGAAGAAAAUCUUGAAAUGCCAGAAGAGCUGAUGGUAACAGCAAAAGGAGUUUCCUUGUAUGUGAAAUGGAAGGCAGUGAAAGGCGCAACUGAGUACACACUCGUCAUUAAUGAGAAGCUGAGAGAGGAGCAGAGCAGCCUGACACCUGUAGUGAGAAGUGUGGAAGGUACCUCUCACAGAGAGACUGGCCUCAAACCCUGGACUAGAUACUGUGUUAAGGUGGCAGCCAAAAAUGUCCUCAACCAAAGCAACUACUCUCACAAGUGCACAAACACUACGGCCUCUUAAUGAAAUCAACACAGCAUCACUUACACUGACACUGGACUAAAGAGAAAUACCAUCAUAUGGGUUCUUUCUUUGUCUUCUCCACUCAUUAGCUGCCAUAACAGAAUUGUUGCUGGUUUGAUCUCUAAGAACUUUAGCAGGAUAACUGCAAAAACACAGUAAUCACAACUACAAAGCAAUAAUGAAAUUCUUCUGAUUCGGGGAACCACUUACAUGUCACACACAAAUACUGAUCAAGCCUCUUGAGAACCUUUAGAUUUAAAUGCUUAUGAAUCUUUGUUAGCAAUAAUUUGUAUACAUUUUCAUAAUUGUGACUGACAUCAUAGCAGCAUGUGACAUUAUAGCUGUGUAAUAAAGUAUUGCUGAGAUUAUAUUUAUCUAAAAUGGUUAUAUUUUUGAGAUUGGUUAUUAGAUUCUCUGGAUGAUUUUUAAGCCCAAAAAUGUAGUGUAAACUAAUAAAGUGAUAAUUUAUCAAGCAAUAUUUUUAAAACCAUGCAGUAUAUUUUCUUUAUGAUGUACUAUGACUUCUCAUUUUGUGAACGCUUUGACAGAUCUUUUUAACUAUUCCAGAUAAAAGCAAUAAAAUAAUAUCUGUGAAACAUUAAAACACCCCCUGUAUAAAAUGCAGUGUGGAAAACCGUCCUUUUUAAAGUCUGUGUGUGUAUCUGAUACAUCCAUGUGGUCAUGGAUUAGUUAUUGAGUUUGCAGGGCUUCAUUUAACUCAAGGUAAAAAGUGUCAUUUUAUAUGAACUUUUUAUUGUCUGAAAUUCAUCAAUGUGCAGACUGGUGUGAGUUUCAGAAAUGUUAAAAAACAGUCAGAAUUUAAAGUCACGCAAAAGUUCUUUUAUUAAAUAUAGACAUAAACUUUAUAUCAUGCAGAAUGAUUUUCAGUCAGAUGUUUAAACAGACUGAACUAUGCAAACUAAAUGCUCAUUACUGAUUUGUCUUUUAUCAUAAGAAUCUCAUCAUACAAUCUACAGCAGCCUGUUAAAACACCAAAAAGCUGCUGUAGAACACAGCACAGAGUAUCUGCACACUUUUUGUAAAUAUGAUUUUUUGCUUUUUAAGACCUUAACAUGAAGAGUUUCAUGUUCUUUCUUCAGCAGAAUGAACGCACAAUACAGCUGGUUAUUAAAUAAAGCACAAUAUUAUUUACAACAAUUAAGACAUCGAAAAUAAAACCUUACAUACCUGAUUUGGACGGGGCAACAGACGUAUGUUGAAUCAUGUAAACACAAAUGUACACCUUUCAUGAUUACUUUCUUUCAAACAUUACAGUUUAAUUCUACUGUAAUGUAACACUGAAGGGACACAUGUAGGGAAAGAGCUUUGACAGUUUGUUUUGAAAGUGUAGCAGCUUAAAUUCUGCAUAUAUUUUUCUCUACUGUCCUACCAAAGUAAAAGAUCAACUAUGUUCAACUUUUUACUUUGUUCAUUAAAAUGUGUUGAGGCCUGGCAGUAAAACUGAGGAGUUUA
Amphiprion ocellaris (clown anemonefish) is the source of this 2118-nucleotide messenger RNA. RefSeq lists its product as uncharacterized. Lineage: Eukaryota; Metazoa; Chordata; Actinopteri; Pomacentridae. The record is from RefSeq and is a predicted model, not a curated record. The transcript has 4 exons. Gene Ontology annotation, molecular function: protein binding. Bases 1 to 645 code for a protein of 214 amino acids.